UACAUGGAAACAAAAAUCAUGGGGCGUUCAAUGCGUUUGUUUGCAACUGUCUUACUCUUGCUUAUGGUUGUCUUUGUCACUGAGAUGGGGCCUGCAGAGGCAAGGAGCUGUGAGUCACCUAGCCAAAAGUUCAAAGGAUUUUGUACGAGAAGCAGCAACUGUGCUUCUGUUUGCAACACUGAAGGCUUCCCUGAUGGCAAAUGCAAAGGCUUUCGACGUCGUUGCUUUUGUACCAGAAAUUGUUAAAUCUAUCUAUCUAAUGGAGUAAUUAAGUAUGUGAAAUGAGAAUAACGUGCGUUCAAUAUGUUUAGCACGAAGUAUUAAGUACUGUUAUUAAGGUUGAAUGUACUACUUUUUAGUAUUUGAUUAUGUUAAAAACUA
This is a messenger RNA of Lycium ferocissimum, 381 nucleotides long. RefSeq names its product defensin-like protein. Gene Ontology annotation, biological process: defense response. Bases 4 to 246 code for a protein of 80 amino acids. The record is from RefSeq and is a predicted model, not a curated record. NCBI's taxonomy places the organism in Eukaryota, Viridiplantae, Streptophyta, Magnoliopsida, Solanales, Solanaceae. The transcript is spliced from 2 exons.